Messenger RNA from Gopherus evgoodei (Goodes thornscrub tortoise), 1005 nucleotides. RefSeq names its product olfactory receptor 4K15-like. NCBI's taxonomy places the organism in Eukaryota, Metazoa, Chordata, Testudines, Testudinidae. Gene Ontology annotation, biological process: G protein-coupled receptor signaling pathway. Gene Ontology annotation, molecular function: olfactory receptor activity; G protein-coupled receptor activity. Bases 1 to 1005 code for a protein of 334 amino acids. Gene Ontology annotation, cellular component: membrane. The transcript is spliced from 4 exons. The record is from RefSeq and is a predicted model, not a curated record.
AUGGAGAAGAAGAACCUCAGCAGCCCAGUGACAGAAUUUGUCCUCUUGGGCCUCACCCAGAGUCCUGAGCUGCAGCAAUUCCUUUAUGUGGCUCUCUUCAUAAUCUGUGUGAACACCUGGCUGGGAAACUUCAUCAUCAUCACCACUGUGAUUAGUGACCAUCAGCUCCACAUGCCCACGUACUUCCUGCUGCCCAACUUGGCUUUCCUAGACCUCAGCGACUCAUCAGUCAAUAGUCCAAAAUUGCUCUCAGGUCUCCUCUCGCAGCAUAAAACCAUUUCCUUCAAUGAAUGCCUUCUGCAGAUGUUUUUCUUCCAGUUCAUGGCUGGCACUAUAGGGUUAUUAUGCCUUGUGGGGAUGGUGAUUGAUUGGUAUGUGGCCAUCUAUAAACCACUGCGGUACUUGACUAUCAUGAACCAGCGUGUGUGCAUGGGGAUAAUGGUCAUCAAACUGGCCUGCAUUGACGUUCAGAUGGCUGAACUGCAGAUGAUCUUCAACAGCAGGACACAGUGUAUGGAGAGUGAAAUGUCCAACCGAACCACCGUGACCGAGUUCCUCCUCCUGGGAUUCUUUGACAUUCAGGAGCUGCAGAUUUUGCACUUUGUGAUGUUUCUGGUGAUUUAUCUGGCAGCCUUGAUGCGGAAUCUUCUCAUCAUCAUAGUUGUUGUCUUUGACCACCACCUUCACACCCCCAUGUACUUCUUCCUGAUGAAUUUGUCCAUUCUAGUCAUCAGCUUCAUUUCUGUCCCAGUCCCCAAAUCCAUGGCCAUCUCCCUCAUGAACACCAGGUCAAUUUCUUAUUCUGGAUCCUUUGCCUACCUGAAACCCUCCUCCAGCUCAACAUCAGUUCUGGAUCUCAUGGUGGCUAUUCUCUAUUCUGUGAUGCUUCCAAUGAUGAAUCCAAUCAUCUACAGCAUGAGGAACAAGAAGAUCAAAGCUGCCCUGAGGAAACUGAUGGCGGGGAGGUUAUUCAUCAAAAAUGAACUGUCCAUCUUUCAUCUUUGA